Molecule: messenger RNA, 2815 nt
Organism: Eutrema salsugineum
Lineage: Eukaryota; Viridiplantae; Streptophyta; Magnoliopsida; Brassicales; Brassicaceae
Exons: 5
Coding region: 503-2674 (723 amino acids)
Source: RefSeq, a predicted model, not a curated record
AAAAACUUCAAGACGCAAAUAAAUUGCGAAAACCCCAAAAUCCAAAUCGGCGCUCCUGAUUUUCCGUCGCUGAACUCUGGGGAACUGAAAGUAGUGCUUCGUGUUCCUCAUCAUCGAAGACCCUUGAUCCGAAUUAUUUACAUCGUGAUUUCUGUUUGCUGUAUUAAGUUUUGGACUGGAAAAUCCAUUGGGUUCCUGGGGAAUUCUAGGGUUCUUACUGUCGAAGAACUGAAGUGAAAUGACCCUUUAAUCUCCAAUCAGAUGAUGUUUUCAUUUGAUUCAACGGAAUCGGACAAGGAGAUCAAAUGAUCGAAGGAUUGGUUCGAAGAGUACAAGUUAAACUCGAAGCUACUGUGUUCUUGGUUUCAGUGAAGAUGAGACUGAUUUGAGGUCUUCAAAGUUGUGUCCAAGGUUUUUGGGGUUUGGAGACAAUUGGUUUCACUACUACUGUGAUUCCUUGAAUAAGAGCUGUUAUUAGGGUUUUGUAUAGUUAGAGACAAAGAUGCAUGGUAGACAACGCAAUGUUGGAAAUGGGUACAGAUCUGGUUCGAUUGGAAUGGGGAUGUCUGGCUCUAGAAUUUCCCCUGACCGUCCUAUGAGAGGUCAUGGGUUCUAUGGUUCGGACCACCAGCACCGUGGGUUUAACCGUGGAUAUGGACGAGGCAGAGGACGCUCUAAAUCAUACCAUAAUCAGCUGCCUCCGCCUCUGCCUCCGCCUCUGCCUCCUCCACCGAUGCAACGUAGAAGCGGUGGCGAUAGCGGCGGCGUUUUCAUGGAGGCAGGUCGUCUAGCAGUAGAGUACUUGGUUUCUCAGGGUGUUCUACCACAAACUGUGCUUUCCAGCAAAUGGCAAAAUGGUAACUUCAGGAAACAGGGUGGUGAGUUUCAGAGUUCCAGGUCACAAGAAGCAGCUCGUGCGGAUGUUUCAGCUCCUGCUGCAGAUAAAAGGAGGUAUGUUGAUGGCUAUAGCUCAGCUGGUUCCAGGAAUAGUUUGAAAGGAAAGAGGUCUCAUCGUUAUGACUCGGAAUUUGGGAGGAGCGGAUCUUGGUCAGAGAGAAGUAAAGGUUUUGAGGCCGAGACUGGUGAUGACUCUGUGUCUGGGCAUCGAGAAGAGCAAACACUUGCUGAAGAUAUUGCUAGCUCGGUUCAGAGGUCUGCCUCCGGUGAAUUUAUGAGAAAGCGUGAGGGAGCAGGUGAUUCCGAGUCUUUGUUGGACAAGUACAAUCUCCAGGAUGAGGCACAGUCUAAGACAGGUUCCUCGAGUGCUGGGAAAGAAAUAAUGCAGGAUUUUGAAAUCUCAAAAGUAUCUGAAGGUUCUUCUAGCUUGAGUGCUGGAUCAGGGGAGAUGAAAGGUAGGAGUGGUGGUAAUGGUGGAGAGAAUGAGAACCAGACUGCUAUUGAAGAUGCAUCUAUCCAUCAAGAUUGUGAAGAUGCAUCUAUCGAUCAACAUUGUGCUGCUGAUGAAUCAUUCACCAAGAGUGGUAUUGAUUUGGCAACGCUGUGUAAAUUUGAGAAGGUGCCUACGAGGACGCGCUCUUCCCUGACUGCGAAAGGCCCAAAGCUAUUUUUGAGUCAGAAAAUGAAGGAAACCUCUCAUAAUUCUGGACUUAUAGAAGAAGGUCAAACCGGAAAUCGAUGCGAGACUCGAGGCCAGUCAUCUGGAAAGGCCGAUAAUACUGGCGGUGAAAAUUUGAACGACCAAGUAGAAGAUUUGGCUCUUGUUCAAUUUGUUGAGAACAGUAAAUGUCUUAGGUCUAAGUCUUUCCCCAGUAGCAUUCUCAGUGACAAUAGUGAGAAAGAUUCAGGAUUAGAGUUGUCUAAUCUGCACAGAUCACAUUUGAUGGGGAAAGGAGGCGAGAAGCGUGGUGCUGAAGGCUGUGACUUGGAGGUGGGAGCAAAAAGGCAGAGAGCUUGGGUGCCUUUGCCAGUUUCUGAAGCCAAUGAACGCUUCAACAUAUCUAAAACAAGCGAACUUCAAUGCGAUCCUGAAGAAGAAGAAGAAAAGAAAAGCUCGUUCAACAGGAGACUGGUUGAUGGUGCUGUUGGAAAAAUGGCCAGCCAUGAAAAAUUGGUUAAUAACCCUACACGCAAUAGUAUUCACAAGGGAAAAUCAGGUCCUGGGUAUGCAGAAGAGCAUCAGCUGUUUCCUGCUUCGUUUAAGAUGUGUGACCUAAAUCUAGGGGGAGCAUCGGAUGUGAAGGAUGCCAAAAGGGAAUCCGGUCAAGCUGUUGAUUUUGAUCUCUCAAUCAACGGUUCUAGCAAGUCUCUUGAGUUCAGUACUAGUACUCGGAUGAGCAAUGGUAAAGAGAUAGAAGUGAUUGAUUUGGACAACGAUGAUUCCCCAGAAGUGGUCAAGUCCAGCAAUGAUCCCAGGAGAAAGCAAGAAGCUGCCCCAUAUAUGGGCAUCGAUGACGUUCCAGACUACAAUGAAGGGCUAAUGAUGGUAGAGUAUCUUGAUUCCUUUGGAAACAUUCCUCCAAUAAACCCGGGAAUCAGUACUGUGCCACAGAAUAACGACGUUGCUCUUCAAGACCGAGAGGGAGCUCUUGGAGAUGACCAAGUACCAAAUAAUACAGACGAUGAUUCGAUAUUCAUGUCGCUCGGAGAAAUACCAUUGACAUUCUUGCAAGCUUGGGACCAACCUCCGGCUCGAGGCUACGAGAAGCCUUUCUGAUUCGCCUUUUUUUGUGUGUUAAUUAUUAUGUCACUGUGUGUAGUGAGUGUGUAGCCAUUUCGUUUGUGCUAAUCCUCUCUGUCUCAGACACCCUUUACAUUUUUAAUAUUGUUUAACCUCUUGUAAUAUAACUUAAUGUUA